AUGCCAUUUCGCGACGAGGAAUGGGAAGAGCUGCAGCGCGACUGCGACAUCUUCCCAGCCUAUAGCGACUAUCUUUACGGCCCAGAUAAACGUCUCGUAGUCACUCAAGAGCCCGGAUUGCACCCUCUGGUUUACCCAGUGCACGCUCCACAAACAGUUCGGUAUGCUACCAAGAAGGCGUCGCGAUCCGGGUUGUAUAGGAUGGUUCAUACGGGACUUCCAAACGCCGCUAGUAUUGCGCUUCAGUCUUCUUCAAAUGAUGGCCAGAUCAAUGGUAAUGUAAACAAGAAUAUCGACAAUGUCACACCUGGGGUCGACGUGCUUUCUCAGACGGCAAUGUCUGUGGACCCGUCGCCUCCUUCCCGAGCGCUUCGCACUGUUUCCGAAAAAGAAGAGGCAAAGAGCCAGGCAAAGGGCCAGCAGCGAAAUCACCGCCAGUCCAAGUCAGCACCUUCACAAAAUGCAGGAUCAAAGCCAACAAAAGCGGACACGCAGUGGUCACAGUCAAAGAAUUCGACAAAGCACUCUACACCUACAGCACAAGAGCCUCCACAAACUCCGCACCUUCAUUCGUCUUCCGCCACUGAUGUCAAGGAAGAACCGAUUCAUACCGAGUCACAUCAGAAGCUCAGCGGAACUUCGACACCAGCCUCUACUUUGUCGAUACCACUCCACUCCGGGUUUCCUUCCAUGCAACAUGUUUUACAAGUCGCCAUGCUUCAGCCCGAUGAUAUUGUUCGUGAUCCGCGCUACCUAUGCUUCAAUCCUCAGGAGCGCGACCAGAUUCGAAAUUACCUCUCCGCAUGUUGGCACAUUGCAAGUCACCAUCCCGACUCGAACCAAAGGGCAGAAGCACUCUUAAGCAUUAGGAGCUUUAGCAUGACUGUACGUGACAAAACCAAGUCUGUGGAAGCAGGUGUUGUACAGCCUGGCAGCGGACAGACAACUAUGAAUGUCUCAGGAUCGCAAGUACAACGACAAGAGUCAUCGUACCAACAGCAAUCGGGUCGCAUGGAGCCGGUACAAGAUCAGCGAAAGUUUUCUCAGCCCUGCUCAUCGCCCGCCUUCGCAUCAACUCAACCAGCCUUUCCUUAUCCGACUGGUCAUAAACCAUCCCAACAAACUGGACAGUCAUUGUGCCAUAUGACUGUAAAUUCCCUGUAUCAUCUGUCCAAGCAGAGCCAACCACAAGUGACUCAAUACGGCCAUACCUCGCCAUCGAAACCUCCAUCCGGACAGCAGUCUCCGACAUCGGCCCGUGACACCGCAGCCAUACCAUCUCAAGCCUCAGCCCAGCUCAGAGCAACCCUUAAUCGUUACAUACCCCAGGUGUGGCAAUGUCUCGUGCUUACCAACCAGGAUUCAAAGCUUACUACGGAAGCUGAUGUGCAGAAACGGGAACGUGCGCAGCAAUGGCUCACGGCAUUUAAGAGCCGUUUGUCUGAAGAGGGGCGAAUGUACAUGGCGCGAGUUGUUAACUGGAUGUACGGUGAAAGGACCGCGGGAAGGGAUCCAAUGGCUUCUCUGAAAGCCCGGGCUUAA
Molecule: messenger RNA, 1542 nt
Organism: Exserohilum turcica Et28A
Lineage: Eukaryota; Fungi; Ascomycota; Dothideomycetes; Pleosporales; Pleosporaceae
Exons: 2
Coding region: 1-1542 (513 amino acids)
Source: RefSeq, a predicted model, not a curated record